CUGGAUCGUACCCUCAAAACCUUAGGUUCUAUAGUUCUAUUUGUCUCUUCCCCUUCCAUACUCUGCAGCAUUGAAAUCCUCUCUCUCUCUCUCUCCUCCCGGCAGCGCUCUCCGCCAUGACCAGCUCCUCCGCCACCGCUCGCAAGGCACUGAGUAAAAUUGCCUGCAAUCGGCUUCAGAAGGAGUUGGUGGAGUGGCAGGUCAAUCCUCCCGCUGGCUUCAAACACAAAGUCACCGAUAAUCUCCAAAGGUGGGUGAUUGAAGUAAUUGGAGCUCCUGGAACCCUCUAUGCUAAUGACACCUACCAACUUCAAGUUGAUUUCCCAGAGCAUUACCCAAUGGAAGCUCCCCAGGUUAUAUUCCUCCAUCCAGCUCCAUUGCACCCUCACAUUUACAGUAACGGCCAUAUCUGUUUAGGUAAAACCAACGACCAAAAGAUUCCUACUUGCUCAUCAUAAUCAUCGAAUGUGUUUGUGUUGUACCAGUAAGCAUCUAUAAAUGUUUUCUUCACUUUGAUUCCAACUUCAGUUUCCUGGACCACUUUCUCUUUCAAUGUCUUCAAAAUAGAUGUUCUAUCCUUCUUGGCCUUGGGUUUACAUCAAUAAUAAAUUUUUACCUUAAUGACCAAGUUAAAUUUGUCCUCCCAUUAUGUCGAAAGUGAUAGGUUUGCCCCUGGGUAUUGCUUUGAUACUAUCUCUGCUUUGAGUAUCAACUGGAUUUGGUGUGCACGGUUUCUGUUCCCCUUUGUAGAUAUUUUAGUUAUCUACAUUUUUUUUUUCUGGAGUAACUGUGACUAUUAUCCUCUUAAAUUACUGAGACCUGCAAGAUCAAAAUCAAGUUCAACUUAGCUUGUAGAUCUUAGCUAAUCACUUUAAUAUGGGGAGAGUUGGUUUGCCUUCUCUUUGGCUUUGCAUGCAAUACAAGGCAAAAUGUCUUGCAGUUCACCGCUGUCUUGAGAUGCAUCUUAUGAAAUGAAUAUCUUGAUAAUGAUUCAGUGAAGCUUUGUGCUGAUGUCAGGGACCUGGCACUUCAUAUUUUGGGGUCUCAAUGGUUCAUUUAUCUCAUCCUGCUUUUGAAUGGCUGCAUAAGCUGGAUGGAUUCCCUCAGAAUGUGAUUUUGGUGUGCUUCUGCAUGUGGAUAAUUAAUGUGAUUAAUGCACGUUUUUGUCUACAUUUAUCAAACUAAAGAUGAUUGGUUCAGCUGCUACUUGCAAUA
Molecule: messenger RNA, 1215 nt
Organism: Linum tenue
Lineage: Eukaryota; Viridiplantae; Streptophyta; Magnoliopsida; Malpighiales; Linaceae
Source: the annotation of a GenBank genome assembly